AGCUGAAAACCGUUUAUGGCAUGCCAUAUAAAAACGUGGACAGAACCAGAGCACAUCUACCUGUUUCCGACAACGUCGCCGGCUGUAUAUAAGAGGCGGACAUCGUUCUGUGGAGCCAUCAUCUGUCAGCGAGCUGCAGUAACCACACCAGUCCAACAGUCCAACAGCCAGCCACCUCUGUGUCCCUGUGUCAGUGACGUCAUGAAGCUAGUCGCCACCAUCUUGCUGUGCCUGGUGGCAUCAGCCGUGAGUGAGAAGAGAAUCAUCAACGGAGACUAUGCAGAGCUGUACUCCCACCCGUACAUCGUCUCUCUGGAAGGUUAUAUCGACAACUUCUUCUACAGCUAUUGGACGCACAUCUGUGGGGGCUCGCUCAUCGACAGGGAGUGGGUGCUGACCGCUGCCCACUGCGUGGAAAGUCUGUCCAGCAGUAGACUGAGGGUGAACCUGGGAAUCAUCACAUUGGACAAGCCAAACAGUUACUCCCAACGGAGCGGCGUGAGUAAGGUGGUCAUCCACUCAGGGUACAAGUCCUCAGGUUCUGGUAUCCCCAACGACAUCGCCCUGCUCAAACUCUCUACCCCGGCUGUCAUCAACAAUAACGUCAAAACAGCCAAGCUGGCCCCUGCCGGCACCUCGUUUGCCUACACGGAAUGCGUGCUGGCCGGAUGGGGCAAGAAGAGUGUGGGCUCCCAGCUCGUAGACUCCCAAGAUCUCAUGGAGGUGAACAUCACCAAAAUCUCCACUGCAGAAUGCAACGCCAGAUGGCCUUCGGAAGCCAUCACGGACAAACACAUCUGUGUGCACGACGCCAGUCCUCAAGUCGGGCAGCGACCGAGCGCCUGUAUGGGCGACAGUGGAGGACCCAUGAUGUGUGGGUCAGGACAUGACAUCUUGGCUGGCGUCACUUCCUGGGGAGACCGUGCUUGCAGCGGCGACACCCCCAGUGUCUACACCAGGGUCUCUGCCUAUCUGGAUUGGAUUGCUCAAAACACCCGUUAAGCCUUUGACUAAUCUCUCUGGCUUCGUGGACGACGAGGAAUAAUUCUGGAAAUAAAUCCAAAGAAUGCUUCAAA
Molecule: messenger RNA, 1076 nt
Organism: Aplysia californica (California sea hare)
Lineage: Eukaryota; Metazoa; Mollusca; Gastropoda; Aplysiida; Aplysiidae
Product: fibrinolytic enzyme, isozyme C
Exons: 1
Coding region: 16-1002 (328 amino acids)
Biological process (GO): proteolysis
Molecular function (GO): serine-type endopeptidase activity
Source: RefSeq, a predicted model, not a curated record